Messenger RNA from Meloidogyne enterolobii, 751 nucleotides. The record is from the annotation of a GenBank genome assembly. Lineage: Eukaryota; Metazoa; Nematoda; Chromadorea; Rhabditida; Meloidogynidae.
UAUGAAAUGCAACGACAAUGCUGAUAUGCUUUCAGAGGAUAUGAGCAGAAGCAGCUCACAAAUGGACAGCGGAAGCAUAUCAGCAAGGAUUCGAGAACUAGAAGCUGAACAACAACAAUUGAGCGAAUCAUUGUUGUCUUUGAGCACAAAAUUCGCACAAGUACAAUUUCGGAUACAGCAAAUUGCUUCUGCGCCAGCUGAACAACGUGAGGGAAUGCUAAAUCAACUUCAACAAUUUGCUUCUACAAGUUGCACUAAUAACCGAAAUCUCAGACUACAACAAAUCAGUGAUAAUUCUAAUUCAUCUCUAAAUGUUGUGGAUUUAGAAGAAAACAACGUAAAUGUUAUGACAAAUGAUAAUGCUGCUAAUAUGAGUCAACUUGUUGAAGAGCUGCGGAUACAACUUGAUGAGCUGGAAAAUUUCGCUUGGCGGAAUGGACAUCUACGUGAGGGUGAUUUACCACUUAGCGAAUUACGCGCAAGGCAAACUCUGAUAUUAGAGCGGCUACGUGAAAAGAUGCGUCUUCGAGUUAAAUUGGCUGGACCUGAUGCAGAUGCUGACGAAAAUGAAUUUCGUAAAAAACUGGAUGCAGAAUUGGAUGAAGCGGAACGAGGAUUGCUUGAAAAGGACCAAUUGGUGAAACAACUUAGUACACAGAUAUCCGAUCUGGAACAAUAUGUACAGUUGUUACAGCGGGAAGCAGUGACUCUCUCCUGUCCAGGCAUAUUAUUUAUUAUACAUAAUAUUUAA